Molecule: messenger RNA, 17879 nt
Organism: Pomacea canaliculata
Lineage: Eukaryota; Metazoa; Mollusca; Gastropoda; Architaenioglossa; Ampullariidae
Product: pappalysin-1-like
Exons: 23
Coding region: 5133-11285 (2050 amino acids)
Molecular function (GO): metallopeptidase activity
Source: RefSeq, a predicted model, not a curated record
UCGUUAUUCCGUGUGGCUAAAAAAAGAACUGUUUUGCAAGUAAAUAAUGUUUCUCUUGUUCUUCCUUUUCUCGCUCAUUUGCUUUUCCUGUGUCUUUCUUGAGUGCAUCACUUCGGUAUUUUUCUCUGGCGAACUGCUCUGAAGAGUGGUCAGCACUUGUAGGCGUUAACAUCAUUUGCAUUCUGUCCUCAGCACCCCGCCGUUAGCUGUCAGACGCCUGCGAUGUCGUCUUGCUUGCUGGCUGGGCUCAUGUCACGGCGGGUAGCCACCGGAAGUGACCGAUGCCUGCCUCCAGACCGACGGCGUGAGGGCAUGAUGAGAGUACGUGGGUGUCCGAGGGAAACGAGGCCAGAGUGACGUAGCUAGGAGGGACACCUUUUUUCUACCCGGAAAGUGAGUCCUUGAAGAUGGAGCAGCAGGACAGAUGAAUGAACUUGAUGGCUUAGUAGCAGUGGUGUAGGAAGAUGUCUGCUUUUGGGGGCAGACUUCAUGCUGACAGACCAACAUUCACAUUCUUGGGGGGGGGGGGGGGUUGUUGUUGUUGUUUUGUUUGUUUGUUUUUUGUUGUUGUUUGUUGUUUUUUUUUGAGGGGGCGGUUGUCCCACUUGUCCCCUCCCUCGGUUCCUGCGUCACUGAGUAGGAGCGGGGAGUGAGGAAAAUAGCCAGGGUGGUCAGAGUGAUAAUUAGAGGCAUGAAAACAGAUCUUUUUCUUAAAGCAGUUUGUGUGUGUGGAGUGAGAGAAAGAGAGGAACUGUGUAUGAGCUGUCAACCUGUCAAGUUAGGGAAGAGACAUGAACAGUAUAAGUGUUUCACUGUUUCUCUACACGUCACGCAUGAAGAAGCUUGACUGAAAUGAAGCGAUAGAUAGUAAGUUAGCAAUGACAGCUGGAAGAGUUAUAGCGGCAGAAAUCAAUCCGGCCGAAGCCGGCUACCCCGGGUAGUUAACAGUAUUAAAUACAGGAUGGGGGAAGGAAGGAUUGAACACGUCCGAGUUGAAAGACAGCGGGACGGAGCUGGAGGGAAAGAGUCACUGAUAUAAGCGCUCUCGACGGAUAUCAGGUUUGAGACAGCCGCAGCACCCCUUGGCUUUCGUGCUUCUGUGCCGGGAGGGUUACCCGGGGUCACAGCAGUUAUACCCAUUCUUCUCUUUCUUCUUUGCCGGGUGUCUCGCUUCCCACCCCUUCUUCUCCCUUUGUCGCAUCUCGCGGGAUUUUCACGUCUUGUGUGCAGGUCUCCUCCUUCGUCUUCUUCCUCCUUAAUCCUCUGUCCUCCACCAAGGAACACUUUACCGCAGCAACACACAAUCGCUCUUUGGGAGGUCAAUGCACCUGCGCUGCCGGUGAGACUUCGCAGAGCGUGCAGCUUGUCACGUGACCUGCGUGAUCAUGGUUCCUCCUAUCCCAGCGGACACUGACCCUUUCCACUGCCCGACAGCGCCCCCUGGUCAGUCAAACGUGGCUGUCCUGUCCUCUUGUUAUCAGUGGUAUAGGAACCAGGGAGGGGAGGGGCAGCCACCCUCUUAAAAAAAAGAUAGCAUGGGGUUUGCCCUCUCAAAACCGACCAGGUUCCUACUGGUUGUGAAGCUGGGUCAAAGCUGCCAUGCCCGGAUUCAUGAGAUGGGUAUCUGUAUCCAAAGAUGUAAGAAGAAAGACUAAAACAGGAAAACGACAGAACUCAAUCAACUAUGACCUCGAGGACAAAGACCAGAGUUCACACGGCCUCCGCUGACCAACUCGCGAGAGGACGAGACUGGGUGAUGGACAUGUUACCCAGGUAAAAGAUUGCCGGCAGUUCGUGUCCAGACCGCCGUCUCUGUGUGAGAAAAAUACCAUCUUAUCUACUUGCAUACCUUGUCCUAGUCUAGCAAAGUCCACUCGGUCUCUUUUGAAAAGCCAGGCCAUGUCUGCUCGCUGUCAGAGAGGGAUGGCACGAACGAAACAAAAUAAAAUAAUAGAAAGUGAAUGUGAAAAAUAAUAAAUACACAUAAGAUAUAGAAAACAUUUUUCAUUAUUCAUGUUGCAAACAUUUAGGGAAAUGAAAAAGUAGAGUCUGGUUCUACUGUUGUUGUUCAGUUCACUCCGUUCAAUUAGUUUAACUCUUUUUUCUUCUUUUUUUUUUCUUUUUGUUUUUGUUUGUUUGUUUGUUUUUGUUUUGUUUUUUUUUUUUUUUUUUUUUUUUUUUUUUUUUUUUUUUUGCUUUUUGUUGUUUUUUGGGGUUGUUUUUUUUUGUUUAAAAGAAACCAUUUACCUAUUUUCCUACUCUCAAUAGAUUAAUUUCUUUUUUUUUUUCAAACAUCACACCGACUUCAGCUGGUUCGCGUUUUCAGACCACUUUUGUUACAUUAUUUCUUUUUUGCUUUCUCUUUAUUUCCACAUUUUUAUCUCCUCUUUUCCACACUUUCUUUUCCAUCUCUCUCUGACACAGUAUAUUAACCUGUUAUCGCCUCGUAUCAGGAGCUCUCACAGUUGUCUGCAUGAAGACCGCCGUCUUAACCUUUUAUCUGCUGUCUAAAAUGUACCGUCUGUCUGCAAGACGCUUUCCGUCAGCUGCGACCGUUAGAAAGUAGCGCCAAUAAAUCAGUUAAAAACGGUUACACGAGCCAUCUUUAAGUCGGCCUUUGCGUUAUUUUUCGCCGAUAAAUGCAAGAGAGGCGGAAAAAGCACUACGGUUCAAUCAAGCAAACCCGCCCUCGCGGAUAGCCCUUUUGAAUAUCCGAUCAGCGGAUCUGACGUCAUACGCGUGCGCAGAAAUCUGAUAAUAGUUCUCCGUGUUGCAUUGUUAAGACGAGCCCCUUGUGAUAAAUCGCAAUUUUACGCUUCCGUGUGUCAACUUAUCUAACACACUCUUAUAUAAAUGUGGAAGAUGUGGGUGUAAACGACAACAAAAAAUUGGUAAAAAAAACUGCAUGUCGGGAAAUGUCUUUUUCUGGGAAACUCACGGAGCAGUGGAAGUCUUUCUUUGCCGUUUAUUGAUACCUUCACUGCCGAUCCUAAUUGCUCUGCUCAUUCUGUUUAUUCUUCGCUUAAUUUUCUAAAGUAUGUCUAUGAAAUAAUUGUUAUCGAUACCUAUCGGUAUUUCAAUAUUUGAAGGUAGGUGAUUAUCUCACUGCAUACUAAGCAACCAUUUUACCACCAUUUUCAGCUUGCGCAAAAAUAUUACUGCGUCUUCGGGUACUGCUGCUACUGCUUAAAUAUUUUUUCCGUCUUUUUCAACGAAGAGCUCAGGAAGUCAGCUGCAACGAUCGACAAGCAGACGACAGGCCUCCAGGGCAUACUGUGGCCAUCCUGUUGCAUACUGAAACUAGUUCGCGACAUCGGUUAAAAACGAAGUUCACAAUGUGCUUCUUCAGGUUUAAGAAAGAAAGUAGAAUAAGCAAUGAUCGUUAAUCUUUCUUAAUCAAACUCAGGCUGGGAGGGAUCACUCAAUCAAGACAAGGUUUCAAACGCUAUAAUUAGUGUACAUGCAUUUACAUGUCAUGCACAACUCAGUGACCUGGUGACCUCAGUUCCACACACUGACAGAGGCUCAAUGUUCCUCUUGGAGAAGACGUUGGAGUGAAUUAGAAAUGGGUUAAUGAUUUGGAUCGGUUUUUGAAAAAAAGGCUAAUUCCGAGGCAAGAUAUAGCACUAGGUAAAAGGUCAAACCUUAAACAUGAUCAGAAGCCCGAGCUUUUCUCGAAAUUCCACCAUUAGCGAAUGGCAAACUCCAGCUACUUGUGAAUCUCUUCAACGAUCACAGAGUCACUUGUGAAUGUGAAGUGUUCCUGGUAUAGAUGGUGGAACUGCCAAUAUUUUGCAGUAAAAACAAUGUCUUACGUUUUUAUCUGGCUUAAAUCGUAGAAGGGAGAAGAAUUCUUUUUGAAACGUGUUUGCGUGCGUGCGCGCGUGUGUCUGUGCGUGUGUGUGUGUGUGUGUGCUCUCUCUCUCUAACGAUGUAGACUCCAGUAGUUAAAAUCAGACUUGACGUCACAGAGGUCGUGACCCUGCCAAAGUUUUUCUUCCAAAUAAUUGAACGCCUCGUUCAAAUAGAAGCAACAAAAUAAAAAUGUAAAAAAAAGUCCUGCGUUGCGAGAGACAACUCCAGCUGAUCAAUGGAUUUCUCUGAAUCAUGUUUUGCAGUGCGAAAUGUAUCUGCCCAUUGGCUUGUCUCCCCCUUCAAGAAGUCAGACCUUCUCUUCUAAGGCUACAUCGUCCAGCUCGCCCUGUCUGCUGGUGGUCGGCCCUUGGGGGCGGGUUGUCGUCCCUGUCCGGUCCGAUGACGUGACGCGUGGCCAGCCAGCGGGAGGAGCGGCGUCGUCGUCUUCAAGUACGACAAACGCGACCGGUCGGCGGACCAGACAGACGGAAAGGGGGUGGGAACGAAGAAAGAGCGCGCGACACGAACGUUGGUUGCACGGUUGUCCGCACGUGCAGGGGGCGCUGCUUUAAAAAAAAAAAGUAAAAAAAGAAAAAGAAAAGUAACUGUUCGCCCAGUUUUUCUGGACUUCCUCUGUCUUUACGUGCUGAUGGGUUAAAAAGAGGGAGGCACCUCUUCUGAGCGGUCAUCGCAAGGUGUGACUUUUGAUGUCACUUUUCUCAGUUUCUCCUGACGCCAGCGCCAACAAAGCUCAGAUGCGACUCCCACCUAGCGCCCAGCCCGUCUGAGCAGCCACACGACGUCGUCGACAUCGUUUUACACCAGCUUCCGCCUCAACGGACACCUAUUCGAGUCAGGCUGCGGUCGAGUGCUGUUGCCAGCAUGCCGCUGGUGCACGCAGGUGGCCGUUGUCGCGUCUCGAACCCUCAUCGCCACUUUGAUAUCAUCAUCAUCACAACAAGCGCCGCCACCACCAUCACCAUCACCACCACCACCACUACCAGCAGCAAAGUCAAAUCGAACCUGACAAAAGCGAAGACGCCAACGGCGACAAAGACCACACACGCAUUUGCGGAAAACGCCGGCGAUGUGGCAUCGAACACAAGGACUUUGUAGCUAAACGACGGAGUGUCGGCGGUUCGGCAGGUAAGUGCGGAAGCGGCGCGGCAGCGGGAAGGCGGCAGGGCGGCAGCGGUGCGGGAGUUGGCAAGUGGUUGCACUGUUCCGGUCACGGUUCCCAGAGCCGCAAUGGUGGAUGAUACCGCCCGUGGCACAAAAUGCGGCCCCUGUCUCGUGCAGCAGUCCAGUCCCUCCAACCGCUGGCGGCGGUUCUCUGCUUCUAUCUGCUGCUGUCGGUUCGAUGUUCGAGUCCUGCCGCUAGGACCCAGGCGGUUCCCCCUCGACCGCAAAGACAGAGCACUCAGUCUCCGCUAGCGGUGGCGCGGGAGAGCAGCCGAUCGCGACAACAACAGCAACAUCAACAUCAGCAUCAGCAGCAGGUUCCGUUAUUCAACGUUUCUCGAAACUUCCGUUGGUCGCUUGUCAGGGCCAAGCGCCAAGAGUGGACGCAAAGUCGAGUGAGGUCAUUCCAAAGUGAGCUGUCACACAGACCUUCGUCAACACUGGCAACUUUCAGUGGUGGUGUAGGUGAGGAUGGUGUAUGUGGUGGUGGUGGUUGUAAACUUGCACCCAUUUUGAGUAAAGGCCAGCAGCAGCAGCAGCAGCAGCAGCGGCGGCGGCGAGAAGACGUGGAGGUAGAGGGUGUCCGUGUCUUCGAGGUGAGACUGGGGGACCAGACUCGUCAGCACCCGGCCACAGAGCGAGAGUCCAUGGUUAAGUGGCAGCAACUGGAGGCGGCCAAGCACCAGGCCGCCCAGCGGGAGGCGGCUGCCCACAAGCUAAGCACGUGCACCCGCACGGUCUUCCCUCGUCGGGGAACUGUUCACCCCGAGAGCGUCGGCAACGUCCGACAUGCCAUGACCUUUGACACCGACGGCGGAGGAUAUUCCGCUGAGUCUGUAGACGAUGACGAAGUUGUUGAUGAUGGAGCGGAUGUCGGGCUAGGGAAAGGAGGUCAGAAAAAUGACAAGAAGAGUCUGGAACCUGCAGAGAAGCUGGCGCAAAGAUGGCGGGCCGUUCUCGCGUCAGCAGGCGUCAACCGUCACGACCUCGGAGACGGUCAUCCUGACCCGCGCGUCACCGCCUCGUUGCAUGAUCGUGUGCGUCACCUACGUCACGCCAGCAGCAGGAAGUCAGCAAGGGAUGCACGAAGAAAUCGUAUCGGGAACCCCGUCGAGCAGCUGGCCCCACGGACGCGUCGCUGGACGAAGCCCGGAGAUGACGGGUCGCCGCAGCCCGUCGAGAUGGCGUCAUCGGUGACUCGCUUAUCAAACUCUACAACUGUCAUCAAAGCUCCUUCCACAUACCGUCCUCGUCCUCGGAAAAGGAGUGCGAAUGAUCUCGAGGUCAAAUCCUUUAGACCCUCCCGCGCUACCUCAGGGGUAAUGACCUCUUACGCUCGUGGUGGGGACAGCCCCAAGUCACGUGGUCCGUCGACUUCGGAGGCGGGAGAAAUCACGUCCUUGAAUCCCUCAGGUUUCGGGAAUGCCGUGUACUUCAGCGGACUUGAGGUCCUGGUGCUGAAGAGCUCGCCUCACGUAGCCCCUUGGAGAGAACUCCCAAGAGCUAGCUUCUCCGUGGAGUUGUGGGUUCAGCCGGAAGGAGGACAAAAUACCCCGGCUGUUAUCGUCGGCCUGUCAGACACCUGUAACAAAUUGUCGGCCGUGAGCCACUGGUCAGUGGGAAUUCAGACCGUUGGCCCCGUUGGCAACCGUAGCAGCAAAGGCGGACAGACAGACGCGCGCUUCUACUUCUCGCUGAAGACUGCACGUGCGGCGGAGGCGAGUCGACUGUACGCUCACAAGCGUUACACUCCGGGGGAGUGGGUGCACUUGGCUGCCACCUACGACGGCCAGAAAAUGGCGCUCUUCCUCAACGGUGCCCUGGUGACCGUGGGUCGCAAGCAGUCCAAGGAAGUGUUCCCUGCGCCUGCCGCCCCUUGCAAGGUGCUGACCCUCGGAGGGAGGGUCGUAGGCGGUGGAGAGGGAAGUGGUAGUGGUGGUGGCGGAGGUAGUCGUGUUGAUAGCAGUGAAAAAGAAGACAGCGCUAAAGGAAGUGACAUAACGCCGCGCGCCUUCUCCUCUUCUUCCUCGUCUUCGUCAAUGUCGUCGUCGCCGUCGUCAUCCCCCACAUCCUCUUCCUCGCCGUUAAUAUCGAACAUGUUUAGGGGGUCUGUCGACCAGCUGCGUGUGUGGAGUCGGGCUCUGAACCAUUCUGAAGUCUGGGGCAUGGUGCAGCAAGUCGCAACCUACAGCGCGGAACAUUCCAGAACUGAUACCGGCUUUCCCACAGCUUCCACCUCUCAGGCUCCUGACCUCAAAGAUGACCGUUCUCCUCACAAGGGUCACCAAUCUCCCCGUCGUCCUCCGCUGCAGCCACCGCGAGGUUCCACGGUCGAAUCUAUAGCUAACGACCACCUCGCGGAUCCCACUGACUUGUACAUCGCCGACACCUUCGACGACCUGAGCAAGUGGUCGCUGGAUGAGGGCGGCCGCACGGCCAGGUUGUCGCCGUCCACCCUGAAAUACCCGGCACGCUACCUGUCGGCACCAAUCCCACUGUGCGGACACACGACAUGCGACAGCCCGCCCCUGGCGCUCUCCUACUCGCGCUCCUGGCAGUUGCGGCCGGCCAAGCAAGUCCGUUAUCGCGUCGUCAACCUCAUGAACGACGACGGCAGCGACCCGACUGUCAACGACCUACAGAUCCUCAAGCAGGACGACGCCCUCAACCGCGCCUUCCGGCCCUACAACAUCAGCUUCCGGCUGGACGUCACCAACGUCAACAGCACUGCGCUCAGGCGAAGAUUCAUCAUGUUUGGAUGUGACCCGGAGAACAUUGGCGACGAAGUCUGCAACCCAGAGUGCCAGCACACGAGAACAGGCUUUGAUGGCGGCGACUGCGAUCCCAUCCGCACGGAAUGCGAACCUCGCAUCAAGGGCAACGGACGCUGCGACUUCGCCUGUAACAAGCGGUAUCACGACUGGGACGGGGGUGACUGUUGCCUACCCGGCCCCGACACCCACUACACCUGCUACGACCCCAGGUCCCCUUACAGAGGUUACGUGUCGGUGGACCAGUUCCGGGAGAUAGUUAACCUGCGCAGCGAUACUCAGCUUAACGUGUUUUUUGCCGACUGGACGACCAACCAUCUGAUUGGCCUCGCCACCUUUCCAUGGGAGAAGAACAUCUACUCCGUACAAGGAGGGACUGUUGUCCAGCCGCAGACGUUUGGCGUGGAUGGCCAGAUGGACAGCCUGGUUCACGAGAUCGGCCACAACCUGGGGCUGUGGCACGUGCACCACGGCGUGUCGGAGGUUGAGUGCGGCGACCCGUGCACAGAGACAACGGCCUCCAUGGAGCUGGGGGACCUGUGCGCGGACACGAACCCCACGCCCCAGAACGUGCAGUGCGAGGAGCCCGGAGUCGGGGCGGACAGCUGCGGCCUCAUGUCCGCCUACCGAGGCACGCCCUUCCGCAACUACAUGAGCUACGCAGACGACAACUGCACGGAUCACUUCACACCUCAGCAGGUGGGACGAAUGCACUGCUACCUAGACCUUGCUUACCAACCUUGGCAGGUGUCGCCAAAACCAUCGGCUGUACCUCUUCCUCCCAAGAUAAUAUCUGCUGGUCAAGGGGCGGUAACAUUCGCUUGGUUACCUCCUCUUGGAGGCGGCACGGAUGCUCGGCGGCCAGUGUGUGCGCUGUGUGAUUCCCAAGGUGUGCUCGUUCAAUUCGCAUCAUCAGCGUUUUCUCACGCGCCAAGUUCAGGUGCGAUACGCUGGUCACCUGACCAAGCUACAGGUCCGCCGGAUGCUGAGAGCUGUGUCCCCAGCACCAGGGCCUGGCUGCCAGACGUGCAGAUGUGUACCAAGCGCACGUGCAUGCUGGAGCUGUCCCUCAAGAUGCCGGUCAUCGCAGACACCAUAAUGUUAUGGGUGACAUGGAACGCAGAUGGAGUUCGUAAGAUACGACUGAUUUAUGAAGGAGGAAAGUCAACUGUCCUGAAGUCCACGCCAGCGUUUUGUGACAUUCCAUUCACUGCAAAGCUGUCCACUAAGCGGCGCUUACAGAAGGUUCGCGUGUACACCCGUACCCCGUACACAGCUAUCGAUGCCUUGCAAGUGAUGUCGAGGCCACAGGAAAGCGAGUGCCGCGGGUGUCGACCAAUCAGAUACCACGUUUUCCGACACCCUGGGUUCGCCACGGGUAGAUUCCAACUCACCACUGACACGCAUUUCACCGACACAGAAGUGAAGAGGGACGAGCAGUAUCAGUACUGGAUAGAGGCAGUGCAAGGCAGCAAUACCAGUCAGCCUUCACCAGUGCUAACCUACACGGAAGGCGACCAUUUCUGUGGCGACGGCAACGUCGAUAGAGAGCUAGAGGAGGAGUGCGACGAUGGCAACGCACACUCUGGCGAUGGCUGUGAUGCGACCUGUCACAUGGAAAGCACCUUUCACUGCAAAGGCAACCCCAGCCUGUGCUACCGCCAUGAGGGAGAUGGCGUGUGCGAGGACUUCGAGCAGGAGACCAGCGCCCUCGACUGUGGUUUCUACACACCGGAAGGGUUUUUUGACCAAUGGGCGCACGACGCCGUCGCAAAUCCGGAGCACCAGCUUCCCUCUUGUCCCGCGCGCAUUGCUACAGGGGCGCCGGAAGUGACUCUGGAAUGUGGAAUGGAGGUUGACCCCAAGCAGGCCUGGUUCCCGUGUGGGACUCUUACUGAAACAGGGAACUUCUGGAUAGAGCUGUACGUGCCCCGCCCCGUAGUGGUGACGGAGGUGAUCGUGCACGUGGCGGCCGACGGCCGGACGGAAGUGGAUCCCGUGCCCAAGACCAUCAGCCUCGAGCUCAUCAGGGACGAUAACUCCUCCACUGUCCUCACACCAAGGCCCGUAACUUUAGACUGCGCCCGACACGAGCUACACGUGCCGGUCAAGCACGACCUGAGCACGCCCUUCUAUAAAUCUCGAGGUGUCAGACUGACCUUCCAGUCCUACAACGUCAGCAUUGCUGCAGUGCGCGUGCGCGCAUCCCAUUACCUUGACCCCGUGACACUCGCAUCCUGUCGCUCCGACGAAGUGUUCAACCCUCACUCGGGUCUCUGCCUCACCCGCAACUGCACGCGCAGCCCGUGUCGCCCAUACGUCAUCGAUCACGGUCACGCCCACUGCACAGGUUAUGCCGACGGUGACGUUUGCAGCGUCACCUGCGACGAAGGCUACACACCUGAGAGCCACAGCAUGCAGGUGACGUGUCGGGGUGGCCAAUGGUUCUCCGCCAUGCCGGUCACGUGUCGACCAAUAGACUGCGGGCCGCCGUUGGUUCCCAGGGCUGUGGCGGACUGCCCUCGAGGUAGCACGUACGGCAAGAACUGCACCUUCAGGUGCCUGCCCCCUGCAAACCUGCAUGGCCUGGACAAUUGGCUGUUGUGCGAGAAAGAUGGACUGUGGUCCUCGCCGCUGGCCCAUUGUCUGGUCACGUGCCCACCGCCCCUGCACGUGCGGAAUGUCAGGCCGCCCGUUCAGCGCUGUCGCAGCGGCGUGCAGCCUGUGGGAUCUCUCUGUAAGUUCCGGUGUAACCAAGACUACCACGUCGCAGGAGCCCGCACUAACAGGCAAGUAUUCCACAUCAGCUGUGAAAGUGAUGGUAGCUGGAGCAGUGGCCACUGCGAGAAAAUUACCUGCCCCAAGCUUGACCCUAUCUUCAGCGGUCUGGUGACUUGCACUGAGGGUGUUACUGUUGGCAGUCGCUGCACCCUACGAUGCCCGAAGAGUCAGGAAACGCAGGUUGCCGUGUGUACGUCCAGCGGCAAGUGGAACACUAGUUUCCAGCGAUGUGCCGCCUUUGAUGAAGUGACGUGUCCACUUCCGGUUGAAGACACAAGCGUUGUUUUGCGCUGCGUUCGGUUGACAGCUGGCGCUAAAUGCUCCAUUACGUGCAAGACCCCGGAUGAUGAGCCUGUCUACGUCACUAAAGAGAAAACCAAUAACGCAAAUGCCAAAGACGCCGAUGGAGGGGAGCCCAUCAAUCUGCUUACAUGCACUGGAGUUGGACAGUGGUUCCCUCCCUUGGCUCAAGUGAACUGUGUCGAGCGCUGCAGCCAGAAAUUCAAGGGAGACCAGUGGUGCGACGCACGCAACAACCGGAAGCACUGCGACUGGGACGGCGGGGACUGUUGUGAGUCGACGGUAGGGGGCAAGGUCCGACCCUUUCCAGAGACCUGCACCAAGGCGUGCACGUGCAAAGACCCGGAUGCUGCGGAAAACAGGAACCGGAAGAAAAAGAAACGGAAAAAUAGUUGAAAGAAACUCGAAAAAAAUAUAGAGUGAUUUUUGCACAAAAAUACGAGCUUUAAAAACUUGCUGCAAUUUUAUUUUAUAAACUAUAGAUCAGAGUAUUUUACAGACCUUUUUCCAGUAUAUUGUAAACCUAUUUUUGAGUGUUACUGCUUCGAAAAUGGAAAUACCAAAAAGUGGGAGUAUGAUGACAUUGAUGUGUUGAAGGAGUUGUGAGCAUCUUAACAGAGGUGAUGUAUACAUAUGCAAGCGCUGUACACAGUUCCAUAAUUUUGUUUUUUCACUCGAAAAUCCUACAGACAAACAUGGAAGUCAUCGAGAGCAUGCAUUCGCUCAGUCAUUAGUUUAUUCAAUCACUAACACUAGUGUAUUCGCACAAUAUACUUACAGCCAGAACAUGUCCAUACAUAUACCUACAGAGGUAUGCACAAUCUCUCGCUCUGAGCACUCCAUCCAUACACACAUAAACACAAUGCUAUCAUACCUACAAAAUGGUUCUGCCUAAAAUGGUGACCUGCAAUACGUGCUAUGCAUUUUUACAUAUUUAACCUGCUGCAUUAUAUCUUUUCUACAGAAAUAAUUUUCUGUAGAAACAGUUGCCAAGAUUCCUGUUGACUUUUGAUAUACCUCCAAGUUUGUAGGCAAUAGCUGAAUUUCUGAAGGAAUAUUUAGAGUAGAUGAUUCUAUGGGAUUUGUUUGAGGUUUGACUCUACCUCCUCUUCCUCCUCCUCAUUUUAUUCCCCCUAUUCCUUCUCAUCUUCUGGAUUUUACCUCUUUUCUUUCUUUUUCUUCUAUCGUCGAUCCUUUUACACUCUAUCAGCAUCUGCGACCUCUUCUUCGCCUUUUAACUUGAUUUUGUUUUUUAACUUACACGCUAAGCAUUAGUGAACCAAAUCUUUCAUAUUUUAGUAGGCCUGGACAUUUUCUGGAGAACUUCCAGAGUGAUGAGAAGAUACUGGUAACCAAGUUCUUUCGACUGUUGUUGGUUGAAAAGUUUUUUCUAUUUAUUCCUGUUUGAGAAAGACAAAAGAACGAGAGAAGGGACAAAACCAAAGUCAUUUUGUUGUAAAUUCACCAAAUAUUUAUGAUGCUUUUGUCACCAGUCCUUGUCCCGUUAACAUGCCACUGAGUAUUAAGUGUGUUGGGUGUUGGGGCAUGCACACAUGCACCCUGACCUCUCUGAGUGCAUGUUACGGUACAGUAUUCUCGUAAACCGAUUUUUAAAUAUUUAUAUAUAUAAAGAACGAUAUUGUUCACACAACCGUGAAGCUUGUUCGCACUGUCAUUUAACAUGUUAAUGAAAGAUCUACGUUUAAGCAGUUAAUGCGACAGAUGAAAAAGAAACAAAAGAAAUUAUGAAAUCUUCUUCGACAAAAUUUUAUCUCCGUUGAAUGCCAUCGUCCAAAUCGACAAAAAGAACUUUCAAGAAUAUUUUGUAGAAAACUAUAUAAUUAAUACCAAAAUGUUAUAUUGGCUGGAGUGUUUGGGAUAUGUUUACCAAGUUAAAUCUGUGUGCGCAUGUCUGCAGUUUUGGAAAUUUGAAUUUUUUACUGGAGCAAAUGUUUUUCUUAAUUUUUUAUCUUCGCCUGCUGUCCAUCAACCCUUCUACCCAGGGUAACUGAAAGGAAAAGCCGCAAGUAUUUCAUCUGAUCAACAAUGGGAAAACGUUUUAAUAAAUAAAUGUUAAUCCUUUCCUUUUAAUCUGCUGGCGAUACUGUUUACAGGUCGGUGUUCUCGUAAAAGUGUUUCAUAAUAUUGUUGUUGUACAUCCAGUGUGUGUUGUAAGAAGUAUAUCUGUGGCUGUUGACGAAGUAUUCUGAUAAAUAUUGGGGGUUUCCCCCUUUUUUUUUUUUUUUUUUUUGUUGUUUAAAGUGUCCGGCUCAACAGUCGUUUUGGACUGUUGGUAUGCUUGAAAUUUCUGUUAUCAUGCUAGUUCCUCAACUGUGUUCUCGGCGCUACACGAUCAGGGAUUUCCCAAUGGAGAGAUACACUGUAGAUGUCUGUGAUCAGACCUUUCCUUGCUUCAGCAUCGCCAUUCAUUUUGCCUUUGUCACAACGAGAAGUGUUGAGGCAUUGUAGCUAUCUGUAAACGGUGUUUCCCUAUUUUUUAUAUUUGGAUUUUCGUAAAGGUUUCUUAGCCAUUGUAGCUAUCUGUAAACAUUUUUUCUUGUUUACUUUUUUUUUACACUUAUGUCUUUAUGUUCGACGAAUUUUGUAAGGAAUUUGCUGAUAGUCUCCCACAAAUAUUAUUCGUUUCUUUCGGAAAUAUUUAUUAUUUUCGACCGCUUGGUAGUUUAUCUAUGUCAAGUUUUGCAUAAUUUCGACACAAAAAGCUUGUUUUGAAGUCAGUUUUCCCUUCUCCAAUCUACGAUGUUCACUGUCUUUUUAUUAUUCAUCUCACUGACCGCUCUGUAAAUUAACUCUUAUAUAUUUGCCAGCACACGCCAAAGCAUUUAUCGAGAUAUACUGAUAUUAAAUGUCAUGUAAAUGUGAACUUUGACAUGCUUUUCGUUGGACUGCAUAGUAGGCCAGGCAGUGACAUCUGCCAAACAUCGUUUUCGAAGCUUUAAACCUGUUCUCUUCAAUGAUUUGAUUGUCUGAUCAUACAGUUUUCGUUUAAAAAGCUGAAUGAAUUACUUCAAACAUGAAACAUAACAUUCAAUUUUUCAUAUUUAUGAGAUCUCUGGGGCAACCUAUGUUACUUCGAUAAGGCUACUGAUGCAGAUUUCAAAGAAGGAUGCUUUCCACGCUGAUUUUUAGCUUAAUUUUGAUAAAAAUUUAUUAAAUAAAAUCCUUGUAAAACAGAAACACACUCCCUUCUCUUUGCUAUAGUUUUAUCUAUCACGCGCCCUCUUAAUUAGACAUUUGUAGUUGAAUAUGUUACUAUACUGAGCAAAGCUACCACAAAAUGUGUGUAGACCCUUUAAGUGUUUUGACAGGGAGAAUAUGCAAAAGCUGUGAGAAACACCUAAACUGUUUUCAUUUCUAUGAAUUUGUUUUGAACUGUUUAAAGAAGCCCUGAAGGGCUGUGUUUAGAGUGUUCACAACACAAGAUACUCAAUUUGUGACUUACAAACGGCUCAAGAUUUCUUUCAUAUGUAUAAAUAUAUAAGACUCAUACCUCGGGCUCUUAAAGAGUGUGACUCCGCCUCAGAAGCCAACAUUUUAGAAAAUGUUUCUAUUUUUAAUGUUGUGUUCAAAGGUUCAACUGUUGUUGCUAGGGAUAAAUACAGUCGACUCGGUGAAAUUUUAGAUUGUGACAAUGUUGUUGUCCAGUUUUAUGGUGUUUGUACACAUAUUUACAUGUUGCUUUACUUCACUGGAACUAGUAAAUUUAUGUCAGUGUUGCUGCCAGCAGUAUUUGUUUAGACAAAGAUCUUUGUUGAUUUUUACCUCAUCCAAACCAUGUCAUAAUAUACCAAUGAAAACUUGCUGUUUAAUCAAAUACCUUGGUUUCGGAAUAUUUUUACUUCUAGAGUAGAGAGGCACGCAAGAGUUUUUUCUGCACACUCGUAUUUCGGCUUUUUUAUAUAAACUGGAAUUUGGCUUUUUUGCAAGGAUGGUUAACGAUGAUUUUUAUACUUUAAUGCUGCUGAUGUAUUGUAUUUUUUAUGUUGCUGCAAGUGAACAUUUCAAAAUGAAUGAUAAAAUCUAUCCACACAACCAGUGAAAACAAGACCCUGAAAAAAAAGAAAGUUAUCAUCUAUUCAAAUUUCCCAAAGGCACUGUGGUUUUGUGGUUUUACUUAUUUUUUUUAUUAUUUAUUCCUGACGCAAAAGAUCGUAUAUUUUCAAACAUUUAUGCUCUCUCUGAGAGGAUGUGGACAGUGAAAACAGAUUUUAUCUGAACUACCCAUUGGUGGGAAGAAAAUGACAUUUUGGGGGAAAACAUCGAGAUCACGAUUUUGAAUUUUUUUUUUAUUUUUUUUUUUUUUUUUUGGUGUUGUGAAACAUGAUUGUAUUUCUCAUAACAGGAUGUAAUUGCUUCCUUUUAGUGCCGCACUGGUGUUAUUGUUUCUGAUGAUGCACUUUGAUUUAAUAUUUAUACCAACAACAUAAAUAAAACCAUCGUAUUCAUCUUCAUCAUCAUCACCACCACCACCCACCGACAGGUGAAAAUCAAAUCGCCUCGUACUUCUCUAUGGUAAUUUCAUAUGGUAAUUUUAUACAGAAUGAUGGCUAUACUUGAUCCCAGAAACAGAAUAUACUUUAGUGUUGACAUACAUUCUAAACCAUUGAUAUCAUAGUUCUGAAAUGAUGAUUUGAUGAUUAGUAAGCUUCUUUGUCACCACCCCACCUCUCUCUCUCACACACAGAAAAUUGAUUUUGGAUUUUGAAGUGAAUCGAGACUUAAACAUGAUUUUUGUAGCUUUCUUUUGUUCAUAGAUAGUAGUUUGCCAAAAAUACUGUUCCGUUCAGUAUAUAUAACUUGAACAAUGGAGCUCUCUAAAGGUCAAACCUCACUUAUCAUAUGAUAACCGUCGACUCGCUGACUGGACAAUGCCUCUUAUCUUCAAAGCUUUCAUCUUAGCUGCAUCCUUCUGUGACACAAAAAUUAAACGUUUAGGUCGAUCUAGGUGUACUUUCUGGGCGAAAAGUUAUAUAUUCCCAAUGCAUGGUUGUAACAAGCUACUAACAGGUGUAUGUUUUCUUAACUCGCCAGCAACUUUGAGAGUCAGUUCAUGAAUGGCUGAGGUUGGCCUUUAAGCCCCCUUUUAUGCGCAAAUUUAAAGGGUAUGACAAUACUAAGCUGCUCAGUAGGUUUCCUUUUCCUUUCCAAAAGUGAAUAACACGAAGAAGUUAUGUUCACUAUAUCCAAAGACAGCUUAGUCCCUAGGCAAGUUACCUCAGUACAUUGUUUGGGACCAGUCGAAUGCCUUUGUGACUAAACUGUUUUGAUUGUUUUAGUGAACUAAAACUUUCGCACUAUGGUGGGGACUGUUCCCACUGUUGUGAUGACCUCCUCGACCUGUUCAAAUUAAGAGGGUUAAUUGUAAUGACAAAGCGUCAAAAGUGUUGUUUUAACUUCUCCAGAUAUCACUAAGUAAUUAGUAAUGAUUGUAAACAUUGCCUUUUUGGUAAUGCGCAGGAUUGUUUUGUUACAGGGAGAAAAUAACUAAUUAAAAGCAACUGAUACGAACAAUAUUUUUUCAUCUUAAGAAUAAAAGCCACUUCGACGAUUUAACCCUAGUUUAAAAGCUUAACGACAAUGGACCUAGUGGACUGGUGGCCGUGGAAAUAGUGAAUUGUGAGUGGUUCACCAUAUCUAAGCAUGACUAUUCGAAGGCGGGAAAGAACCAUCUCUAAACCAUGUCAGUCACAGACAAAGAGGGGCGUCGAACAGGGGACCUUCUCAGAAGUCGAGCGCGCUAAUCAGAAGCCUACUGAGGUCGAAUAUGUUUGCCUAAUUAAUAAAUAAAUAAAUAUGUUGUCAGUCGUCGUAUCAAGUGGAAAGAUUUGAGGAUUAACUGCUAUGCCGCGUAGCCUCUCUUCAAACUGAACGAGAACAUUCCAGAAGAGCCGUCUGUGAGGUUCCAGGCGAGGUGUUUGUGAUCUCAUCGAUCUCAUUGUUCAUUCACCUGUCACCGCCAUCAUCCUGUGUAUCACGCGCGCCGCAUCCCGCUUGUCGUCCCGCUUGACUAACAACUCGUGGUUGGUGGCGCUCACCCAAGGCCUCGCAGCCUGUCAGCCGUGACCGCCCGUAAACUGUCUUACUUGAUUUGCUCAUUAAAGCCUCCAGACUCGUGCAAUCAUAAAUUAAGACCAAAUUAAUAAAUGAAAAAUUCGCGAAAGCGUGGUGUUGUGUUGUUCUUUUUGCUUUUGGUGCUUGCUUUCUGUUGGUGGAUUAGUUUGUCAGAAACUGUUGGCGAAAUGUUGGGAAAAAAAACUUCAAUGUAAACUGUUUUACUGGCCACUGGGUAAAACUAAGACCAGAAGUCAAUGAAGCGUAUCUGUGUACUUUGACCUCUUUGUGUGCAUGGUGUCGUUUGUAGGCGUCUCACUCAAGAAUAGAAGGGGUGUAUUUACCCAGAUUUGAAGAAACUGUAGCUUGCGAUUAGCUUUACUCAAUCAUUAUAAAACAUUUUGCACCCCACUAGUCCUUAAUGACUAUACUAAACAGUUCUGAUUAUGUCUAUCAAAUUUUUUUAAGACAAUAAACAAUCUUUCUACAGUACAUUAUUGUCUCUCUUUUUUUAAACUCUCAAACUUUUACUUCUUUGAUGUUUGUCGUCUUUUUUGUUCUUCCUGACUAGUUUCCUUCAUUUCUCCUCAUACCCACAUGUCAAGGUCCCUCAUCUCUUGGGAAUAACUCAAAGCAACAAGAGCUGCAACUGGCAUUGCAGGAUCCUCCUUCUGGCCCUAUAGCCCGUCAACAAGGUAUGAAAUUAAAGCGACAUUAAAGGCAAUUGAGUGCGAUAAUCGUCAUCAACCGUCGCUCCGGUCCUCGGUUUGCUCCCCGGGCGCAGAACACCAACGGCCCUGCCAUUUCUUCGUUACUUUUCUCCAACCCAGUGGUUUUCUCUAAGCGGUAAGCUAUUAUCAUUAUCUUUGACUCCUUCGCCCUCCACGUAAUAGCAGAGUAAGCCAGUUCACAACCUGU